CCCUUUGAAAAUUUUGCACCAUUUGUAACGAUUGUUCACCGUUUUUGGGAAUGAAGAGUUUUUUCAGUCUCAAAUACUGGCAAAGAGUAACAAUCAAGUGGUACCAGUAGAAAGCAACAACAACAAAAACAAAAACACUGUUGAGCAGAGGUACAGAUACAAUAUGUGUGUGUGUGAAGAAAUCUACUGUUUGUGAUUUGUAGAAGCAUGUGCGAAACCAGUUUGUAAGAAAACCAGUGCUUUGGACCAUGUGAUCAUUUAUUUUCCUUACUGAAUUUUCUUAGUGCAUUGAAACGUCAUCUUUACAAACCAGUGAGUUAAAGUUUUGUUUGUGAAUAUUCUUGUAUUCGAAAAUGCGACCUGAAGAAACACGUGGCUGAAUAUCCAGUUAAAAAGAAUUAUUUUAUCAAUCAUUGUAGAAAAUAAGAAACCUCAAAAUACAUCUGUCAAUACAGUGUGUCAGUGUGUUUUAAAUCAUUUACUUGUAGAUUCAAUCUUCAAGUAUAUAUAACAAUGUCGACUAGUAAGGAAAGUUUCAGAUGUAAAAUAUGUGAUCGGUUUUUUUCAUCUAGUAGUAGUCUUAAACAACAUAUGACAGUACACACUGGUGAGAAGAAUCAUAAAUGUGAAAUAUGUCAUAGUUCAUUUUCUAAGAGCAGUUAUCUUAAACAACAUAUGACAGUACACACUGGUGAGAAGAAUCAUGAAUGUGAAAUAUGCCAUCGUUUAUUUUCUCAGAGGGCUUCUCUUAAACAACAUAUAACAAUUCACACUGGUGAGAAGAAUCAUAAAUGUGAAAUAUGUCAUACUUCAUUUUCUAAUAGCAGUAAUCUUAAACAACAUCUGACAAUACACACAGGUGAGAAGAAUCAUAAGUGUGAAGUAUGUCUACGUUCAUUUUCUCGAAGAGGAGAUCUUAAAAAACAUAUGACAAUACACACUGGUGAGAAGAAUCAUAAAUGUGAAAUAUGUCAUCGUUCAUUUUCUCAGAGAAGUAAUCUUAAAACACAUAUGAUAGUACACACUGGUGAGAAGGGCCAUAAAUGUGAAAUAUGUCAUCGUUCAUUUUCUUAUAGAAGUAAUCUUAACCAACAUAUGACAAUACACACUGGUGAGAAGAAUCAUAAAUGUACAAUCUGUCAUAGUUUAUUUUCUCAGAGCAAUGGUCUUAAAGAACAUAUGACAAAACACACUGGUGAGAAGAAUCAUAAAUGUGAAAUCUGUCAUAGUUCAUUUUCUAACAACAGUAAGCUAAAAAGACACAUGACAAUACACACUGGCGAGAAGAAUCAUGAAUGUCAAAUAUGUCAUCAUUCAUUUUCUCAAAGAGGUAAUCUUAAGCAACAUAUGACAAUACACACUGGCGAGAAGAAUCAUAAAUGUGAAAUAUGUCAUCAUUCAUUUUCUCAUAGCAGUUCUCUAAAACAACAUAUGACAAUAUACACUGGUGAGAAGAAUCAUAAAUGUGAAAUAUGCCAUAAUUCAUUUUCUCGAAGUGGAGAUCUUAAAAAACAUAUGACAAUACACACUGGUGAGAAGAAUCAUACUGGUGAGAAGAAUCAUAAAUGUGAAAUCUUUCAUAGUUCAUUUUCUCAGAGCAGUAAUCUUAAACAACAUAUGACAAUACACACUGGUGAGAAGAAUCAUGAAUGUAAAAUAUGCAAUCGUUUAUUUUCUCAGAGCAGUAAUCUUAAACAACAUAUGACAAUUCAUACUGGUGAGAAGAAUCAUACAUGUGAAAUAUGUCAUAAUUCAUUUUCUCGGAAUGCAGAGCUUAAAAAACAUAUGACAAUACACACUGGUGAGAAGAAUCAUCAAUGUGAAAUCUGUCAUAGUUCAUUUUCUCAGAGAAGUAAUCUUAAACAACAUAUGGCAAUACACACUGGUGAGAAGAAUCAUAAAUGUGAAAUAUGUCACCGUUCAUUUUCUCAUAGCAGUUCUCUUAAAAAACAUAUGACAAUACACACUGACGUGAAGGAUCGAUCUUUUAAGGGUCGUCAAAGCCGACAUAGGCAUAUGAAUAUCCAUACUAACAAAAUUAUAUAUAAAUGCAAAUAUUGCAUCUGCCAGUGCUCCAACAGUUGUGAGAUGAAAAAACAUACGAGAAGGCAUAAAAAAGAGAAACUUUAUAAAUGUGAUACAUGUGAUAAAUCAUUUUUAAGGAAAAAAAAUCUUGAAUCGCACGUUGAGAUGCACAUUUAAGUAGACAAAAAUGCAUGCAAACCGUUUUAGCACUAUAUCUAUCAUGCAUAUCGUAUGAAAUGCUAUUAACUCUGGUAUACUGCUGAGACCGGAAGACAUAAAAACACAGCAAAAAAAAAAGAAAAGAAAAAAACAGGUUACACAAAUUAUGUACAGUACUAAAAACUGUUGAAUUUGAAUUUAACAUUCUUCUGUUUUGUGUUAGUUUUAAAGAUUUACCAUAUAGAUAAUUACAAAUGUAAAUAUAC
Ruditapes philippinarum (Manila clam) is the source of this 2450-nucleotide messenger RNA. Its product is annotated as zinc finger protein 99-like. The record is from RefSeq and is a predicted model, not a curated record. Lineage: Eukaryota; Metazoa; Mollusca; Bivalvia; Venerida; Veneridae. The transcript is spliced from 2 exons. Gene Ontology annotation, cellular component: nucleus. Gene Ontology annotation, biological process: regulation of transcription by RNA polymerase II. The coding region runs from base 514 to 2202 and encodes 562 amino acids. Gene Ontology annotation, molecular function: RNA polymerase II cis-regulatory region sequence-specific DNA binding; DNA-binding transcription activator activity, RNA polymerase II-specific.